Fulmarus glacialis (Northern fulmar) is the source of this 1778-nucleotide messenger RNA. RefSeq names its product ATP-binding cassette, sub-family B (MDR/TAP), member 9 (gene ABCB9). Gene Ontology annotation, molecular function: ATP hydrolysis activity; ATP binding; ABC-type oligopeptide transporter activity. The annotation marks the transcript as partial. The record is from RefSeq and is a predicted model, not a curated record. Gene Ontology annotation, cellular component: lysosomal membrane. Lineage: Eukaryota; Metazoa; Chordata; Aves; Procellariiformes; Procellariidae. Gene Ontology annotation, biological process: transmembrane transport; peptide transport. The transcript has 10 exons.
GAGAGACCUUCCUGCCCUACUAUACAGGGCUGGCCAUCGACGGCAUCGUGGUGCAGAAGAGCAUGGACCGCUUCUCCACGGCGGUGCUGGUCAUGUCGCUGCUCGCCAUAGGAAGCUCAUUUGCCGCAGGUAUCCGGGGCGGCGUUUUUACGCUCAUAUUUGCAAGACUGAACAUUCGCCUUCGCAACUGCCUCUUCAGGUCGCUGGUGUCUCAGGAGAUGAGUUUCUUUGAUGAGAAUCGCACAGGGGACGUCAUCUCCCGCCUGACAUCGGACACGACCAUCGUGAGCGACUUGGUCUCCCAGAACAUCAACAUCUUCCUGCGCAAUGUGGUGAAGGCCACGGGGGUGAUCUUCUUCAUGUUCAGCCUCUCCUGGAAGCUCUCGCUCGUCACCUUCAUGGGCUUCCCCAUCAUCAUGCUGGUGUCUGAUAUCUACGGGAAGUACUACAAGAAGCUCUCCAAGGAUGUGCAGAACGCCCUGGCCAAGGCCAACAACACCGCCGAGGAGACCAUCUCCGCCAUGAAGACCGUCCGCAGUUUUGCCAACGAGGAGGUGGAGGCGAACGUGUACUGGCAGAAGCUGCAGCAGGUGUACAAACUCAACAAGCGGGAGGCCAUGGCUUACACCUACUACGUCUGGUCCAGCGGGCUGACCCUCCUGGUGGUCCAGGUCAGCAUCCUUUACUACGGCGGGCACCUCGUGAUCUCGGGGCAAAUGACAAGCGGGAACUUGAUAUCCUUCAUCAUUUACGAGUUCGUCUUAGGAGACUGCAUGGAGUCCGUCGGCUCCGUCUACAGCGGCCUGAUGCAGGGAGUGGGAGCUGCCGAGAAGGUGUUCGAGUUUAUCGACCGCAAGCCAACGAUGGUGAACGACGGGUCCCUGGUCCCAGACCACAUGGAUGGGAAGGUGGAGUUCAGAAACGUGACGUUUUCCUACCGCACUCGUUCUGCAACGCAGGUCCUCCAGAAUGUGUCCUUCACCCUGCACCCCGGCAAAGUGACGGCGCUGGUGGGUCCUUCGGGGAGCGGGAAGAGCUCCUGUGUCAACAUCCUGGAGAACUUCUACCCUCUGCAAGACGGGCAGGUGCUGCUGGACGGGCAUCCCAUUAACAUGUACGAUCACAAGUACCUGCACUCAGUGAUCUCCCUGGUGAGCCAAGAGCCGGUGCUGUUCGCCCGCUCUAUUGCGGAUAAUAUUUCUUACGGCUUAACUUCAGCCUCCUUCGAGUCGGUUGUUCAGGCUGCCCAGAAGGCCAACGCGCACACCUUCAUCACGGAGUUACAAGACGGCUACCACACAGAGGCAGGUGAAAAAGGAGCCCAGCUGUCAGGUGGCCAGAAGCAGAGAGUGGCAAUUGCCAGGGCCUUGAUCCGAACCCCCCCCAUCCUAAUCCUGGAUGAAGCCACGAGCGCGCUGGAUGCGGAGAGCGAACAUGCGAUUCAGCAGGCGAUUUACGGCGACUUGCAGAACCACACGGUGCUUGUCAUAGCUCACAGGCUGAGCACUGUCGAGAAGGCACACAACAUCAUUGUGCUGGACAAGGGCCACGUGGUGCAGCAGGGCUCGCACAAGGAGCUGAUGGAAGAAGGAGGCCUUUAUUCCAAGCUGGUGCAGAGACAGAUCCUGGGGCUGGAGGGGGGCGGCGCGGACAGUCGCCAACCCGCAGCCCGGGGGGAUUCAGCGAAGGCGCCCGGUGGGCUGGAGGAAGAGUUCAGGAUAGACCAUUCCCUGCCGGCCGCGGCACAGGACGAUUACAACACCACGGCUCACAAGUGA